Molecule: messenger RNA, 1158 nt
Organism: Ambispora leptoticha
Lineage: Eukaryota; Fungi; Glomeromycota; Glomeromycetes; Archaeosporales; Ambisporaceae
Source: the annotation of a GenBank genome assembly
AUGGCGAAUUGGAAAAACGUCAAUAACUGGACGACCAAAAAUUGUAUAAAUUGGACAAAAGACUAUUUUAACACAGCAUUCAAGGAUUUGUCUGCGGAACAUGAAGGAACUAGCGUAAAAAUAGAUGAGGUUGAUAAUUGUUCAGGCGAUGUGGAUCUGAGCAAUCGAAAAGGAAAGAUUAUAACUAUCUAUGAUUUACAAUUAGAUCUAAGGUGGUCUGGUAACUCACCUGACGGCACAGAGGCCAAAGGAACGAUCAAUCUUCCAGAGGUGGCUCAUGACACCAGUACGGAAGAUAUUAUUAAUGUUUCGGUGGAUGAUGAAGAUAAAUCCAAAGAGCCCAUCAAAGACGUUGUUCGUCAGCAUUUAGUUCCAAAAAUUCGAGAGAAAUUACAAAAUUUUGCUAAGGAUCUUGUUGAAAAUAAUAGCAAGGAUAUUUAUAUUGAACCUUCACAACUUGGUGUUGCAACUCCUCCAAGAGCUGCGACUCCAGUUACUGCGGCAACAGUAGAAUCUACUUCGAAUGAAGCCGAGGUUAAGACAACGAGCAAAACUACUAAAGCAGUUGUGAAUAUUGCUAAAUUGACCGAGUCAAUCGAGUUUCAAACUUCUGCAGAACUGCUCUACGAAACGUAUCUCGAUCCUAAUCGUGUUGCUAUUUGGACAAGAGCAAAGCCUGAAUUGGCUCGGCAUGUUGGUGGUGCUUUCAGCCUAUUUGGUGGAAAUAUUACCGGCGUCUUUACUGAAUUGAUCCCAAAUCAAAGAAUUGCUCAAACCUGGAGAUUAAACACAUGGCCUGAAGGACAUUAUUCGAACGUCGUCCUACGGUUUGAUCAGAAAAGCGACUCUACGAUCGUGCAUUUAACUCACGAUGGAGUCCCGGUGGGCGAGGAAGACAUUGUUCGACGUAAUUGGCAAAACUAUUAUUGGAAUCCAAUUAAAAGCGUUUUCGGUCGUACUAAUCGUAGUGGUAGUAAUAGUGGUAAUAGACGUAGGCGUAAAAGUUAUAAGAGUAGUAAAGAAUCGGGGGGUGGUGGUGGUGCUUUCGGUUUUGGUAUUACUGUAGCAAUAGUACUGACCGCUGUUGUUUUGGGAUUUGUGUAUUCUACGCGUUCUACUUCUGCAUCUUCCACUACCACAUCAUCCUCAUCUUUGUAG